ACCCCAUAGUUGACCCCAAACCCCAUUCCAGGAGAACCCGUACGUGAUGCGGGUGGGCGGCGCGGGCGGCCCCGAGCGCUACGAGGGGUUUUGCGUGGACAUGCUGCGCGAGCUGGCGGCGCUGCUCAAGUUCCGCUUCCACAUCAAGCUGGUGGAGGACGGGCUCUACGGGGCGCCCGAGCCCAACGGCUCCUGGACCGGCAUGGUGGGCGAGCUCAUCAACCGGAAGGCCGACCUGGCGGUGGCGGCGUUCACCAUCACGGCCGAGCGGGAGAAGGUGAUCGACUUCUCCAAGCCCUUCAUGACCCUGGGCAUCAGCAUCCUCUACCGCGUGCACAUGGGCCGCAAGCCGGGGUAUUUCUCCUUCCUAGACCCCUUCUCUCCGGCCGUGUGGCUCUUCAUGCUCCUGGCCUACCUGGCCGUCAGCUGCGUGCUCUUCCUGGCCGCCAGGCUGAGCCCCUACGAGUGGUACAACCCCCACCCGUGCCUGCGCGAGCGCCCGGGGCUGGUGCAGAACCAGUACACGCUGGGCAACAGCCUCUGGUUCCCGGUGGGAGGAUUCCUGCAGCAGGGCGCCGAGGUGCUGCCCCGCGCCCUCUCCACGCGCUGCGUCAGCGGCGUCUGGUGGGCCUUCACCCUCAUCAUCAUCUCGUCGUACACGGCCAACCUGGCGGCGUUCCUGACCGUGCAGCGCAUGGAGGUGCCGGUGGAGUCGGCCGACGACCUCGCCGACCAGACCAACAUCGAGUACGGCACCAUCCACGCCGGCUCCACCAUGACCUUCUUCCAGAACUCGCGCUACCAGAUCCCCUACCAGCGGAUGUGGAACUACAUGCACUCCAAGCAGCCCAGCGUCUUCGUCAAGAGCACGGAGGAAGGCAUCGCGCGCGUCCUCAACUCCAAGUACGCCUUCCUGCUGGAGUCCACCAUGAACGAGUACCACCGGCGCCACAACUGCAACCUGACGCAGAUCGGGGGGCUGCUGGACACCAAGGGCUACGGCAUCGGCAUGCCGCUGGGGUCGCCGUUCCGUGACGAGAUCACGCUGGCCAUCCUGCAGCUGCAGGAGAACAACCGGCUGGAGAUCCUCAAGAGGAAGUGGUGGGAGGGGGGGCACUGCCCCAAGGAGGAGGAUCACCGCGCCAAAGGGCUGGGCAUGGAGAACAUCGGCGGCAUCUUCGUGGUGCUGGUCUGCGGGCUGGUGGUCGCCAUCUUGGUGGCCGUCAUGGAGUUCGUGUGGUCAACGCGGCGCUCGGCCGAGACCGAGGAGAUCUCGCUGUGCUCGGAGAUGCUGCGGGAGCUGCGCCGCGCCGUCUCCUGCAGCCGCCGCCCCCGCGCGCGCCGCCGCCGCCGCCCCCCCAAAUGGGGGGCGGGGGGAGGCGGUCACGCCGCCCCUCCCCCCGCCCACCCCCACCCCCACCCCCAGCACGGCCCUGGCGGGGGGGGAGGGGCGCCGGCCCUGCGCGAGAUGCGCUUCAGCAACGGGAAGCUCUACUCGGGGCUGGGGGGAGGGGCGCACCCCGAGGUGGUGGGGGGUGGGGGGAGGGGGGGGGGUGGGGGAGGGGUGGGCGCCCCUCCCCCCUGCACGCACGUGCGCGUCUGCCCCGAGUGCCGCCGCAUCCAAGCGCUGCGCGCCACCCCCCCCGCCCCCCCCCGC
Messenger RNA from Haemorhous mexicanus (house finch), 1657 nucleotides. RefSeq names its product glutamate receptor ionotropic, kainate 5-like. The record is from RefSeq and is a predicted model, not a curated record. Lineage: Eukaryota; Metazoa; Chordata; Aves; Passeriformes; Fringillidae. Gene Ontology annotation, biological process: modulation of chemical synaptic transmission; synaptic transmission, glutamatergic; monoatomic ion transport. Gene Ontology annotation, molecular function: transmitter-gated monoatomic ion channel activity involved in regulation of postsynaptic membrane potential; kainate selective glutamate receptor activity. Gene Ontology annotation, cellular component: postsynaptic membrane; presynaptic membrane; kainate selective glutamate receptor complex.